This is a messenger RNA of Daldinia childiae, 1947 nucleotides long. Its product is annotated as Peroxisomal targeting signal receptor. The record is from RefSeq and is a predicted model, not a curated record. The coding region runs from base 1 to 1947 and encodes 648 amino acids. Gene Ontology annotation, molecular function: protein binding. The transcript has 2 exons. Gene Ontology annotation, biological process: protein import into peroxisome matrix, docking. NCBI's taxonomy places the organism in Eukaryota, Fungi, Ascomycota, Sordariomycetes, Xylariales, Hypoxylaceae. Gene Ontology annotation, cellular component: cytosol; peroxisomal membrane.
AUGUCUUUCCUCGGUGGCGGGCCUGAGUGCUCCACGGCGGGCAACCCUCUCAGCCAGUUUGCAAAACAUACUCAGGAAGACAACAGUCUGCAAAGAGAUCGUAUUAGAAAUGGAACUCCUCAGGGUGGCAUGGGCGGCUUUCGUAGUGCCGCACAACAUGGUCCACAAGAUGAGAUGAUGAACGGCUUUCUGCAGCAGAAUGGCCGGCUACCCGACAUGCCGCUUGAGGGCAUGAAUCAGAUACGAUUAGAUCACCCCGCACACGGUGUUCAUCUACGAGCGAACUCGACUUCACCAGCAUGGGCGAACGAAUUCCAGCAGAACCCACAGGCAGCGAUGGAAUCCGCGUUCAAGGUCCCCCAGGGCACACAGUUCAGCCCCGAAGAUUAUGCCAAGUUUCAACAGAUGACAAGUCAAGCGAAUUCAUCUCGAGCGAGUCCCAUGCCUUCAGCCAUGCAGUAUCAAAACCCAAUGAUGGGAAUGGGAUCGAUGAACGGCAUGAAUAUGGGGAUGGGCUACGGCAUGAGUGGCAUGCCCAUGUACCGUCCUAUGCCACAGCAACAGUUCUCGCCAGAAUCGAUUCAAGAUAAGGGGAAAGGAAAGGAAAAGGUGGUAGAACUAGACGAUCAACAAUGGGAGGAGCAAUUCAAGCAACUCGAGCUACAGGAGAAGGAUGUUAAGGAAAAAGAUGAGGCCGCCGCCCUUGAGCCCGAGCUCAACAAGCUAGACGAGCAGAUCCUAGAGUCGGAAACGAACGAAUUUGGAGACUUCGAGUCUAUCUGGAGAGGCAUCCGAGCAGAGGAGGCCGCCGCUAAGGAAGCUAUCAACGAGGAAGAGUGGGUUGAGCAGUUAGGGGAUCCUGACUGGGCCGAUCGCUUUGGAGACUGGGGUAUGCCCGGUGCCAAUAGCAGGUUAAUGGGUGACCCUGAAAUAGAGAACUAUCUCUUCGAAGAGGAGAAUCUAUUUAAGGACACCGCAAACCCAUUUGAGGAGGGUAUGCGAAUCGUCGACGAGGGCGGCAAUCUUUCAUUAGCCUCUCUAGCUUUUGAGGCUGCUGUUCAAAAAGACCCGAAACACGUGGAUGCGUGGGUCCAGCUCGGUAUGGCUCAGGCGCAAAACGAGAAGGAGACGGCAGCUAUUCGGGCAUUAGAGCAAGCCAAGAACCUCGACCCGAAUAAUGCACCCGCACUCAUGACCCUAGCGGUUUCCUAUACGAACGAAGGCUAUGAUAGCAUAGCUUACCGAACCCUAGAGCGAUGGCUAUCCACCAGAUACCCUUCCGUCAUCUCACCUGGCGACCUCUCCUCCGCGGCCGAUAUAGGUUUCACAGAACGCCAGCAGCUUCACGACCGGGUUACGCAACUCUUCAUCAAGGCCGCACGGCUCAGCCCAGACGGCGAGCACAUGGAUCCGGAUGUGCAAGUAGGUCUAGGCGUGCUAUUCUACGGUGCUGAAGAGUACGACAAAGCCGUGGACUGCUUUUCGGCGGCGUUGGCGUCAUCCGAGCUUGGGGCGUCUAACCGGCAAAACCAGGUGCACUUGUUGUGGAACCGUCUAGGAGCAACGCUGGCUAAUAGCGGCAAGAGCGAGGACGCGAUCGCGGCGUACGAGAAAGCCUUAACGCUGAAACCUAACUUCGUGCGCGCGCGGUACAACCUCGGUGUCAGCUGCAUCAACAUGGGGUGCCACGCCGAGGCCGCGGGCCACUUGCUGGCCGCGCUCAGCAUGCACAAGACGGUGGAGAAGGAGGGCCGAGAAAAGGCCCGCGAACUCUUAGGCGGCGGUGUCAGCGACGCUCAGCUCGACGCAAUGACCACCCAGAACCGGAGUACGAACUUGUACGACACUCUGCGCCGCGUCUUCACGCAGAUGGGCCGCAGGGAUCUUGCCGAGAAAGUUUUACCUGGUGUCGACCCCGAGUCGUUCCGUGGCGAGAUCGACUUUUAA